UCAGCUUUGAGCUGCGACCCCCCACCUGCCGAUAUAGGUGUGAUAGUAAAAGGUAUACCAGAAAAUGACGAUCCCAUACUUCCUGACCGAUUCCUCACAUUCAGCUGUGAUGAUCCUGGGAAAUAUCUGAAUGGCAGUUCAGUGCUGAUAUGUGGCAGAGAUGGACAGUGGGAUAAUCCAUUACCCUCUUGUGAAGACAUCACUUGUGAGGCUGGCGUGAUGCCCCCUCAUCUCAAUGUAGCUGGACUACCACCAGCCAAUGAAACAAUGAAGAUUGGACAUAAAUUACAGUUUAGCUGCAAAGACCAAUAUACAAUGGAGGGGUCUGCAGAAAGUGAAUGUUUACAAACUGGGCAGUGGAGUGUCACCUUUCCAACUUGCGCUGAAAAUUGCAAAGUCACAGGUGUAUCAGACAGUGUUCUCCUCAUCCCACGUAUACGAGUAAAUCAACUGAGAAAAGGAGAAAAGUUAACCUUUCAGUGCAGGAGGCGUGGAGACUUUCUUCAAGGGAAAGCAGUGGUCACAUGUUUAGCAGAUGGACAGUGGAGUGAUCCCUUCCCAACAUGUGGAGCUCCUUUGGGUUGUGGUAAACCACCAUCACUUCUAGAUGGAGACAUCAAGACAUCUCUUCAGUUCCAGUACAGACAUAAUCACAGGAUUGAAUACAUCUGUCAGAAUUUCUACACUAUGGAGGGUCAGCCUUACAAAACCUGCAUCAAUGGUGAAUGGACUGGACAGAUGAGAUGCCUCAAACCCUGCACUGUGGACAGAGACGCCAUGAACGUACAUAAUAUUGCCUUCAGAUAUACAUAUGACGAUAAGCUGUAUUCAGCCCAUAAUGAUGAAAUCGAGUUCAUGUGUAAAAGACGAAGAGCACUUGUUGGUAGAUAUGGCCUGCGUCAGAAGUGUGUUGAUGGUGUGAUGCACCUUCCCACUUGCCAGUAAAGCUUUUUAGUCAACUGGAUAUGAUAAACAUGAGCUGGCUGGACAAACAUGUAAAUGAUUAAUCAAAGUAAAUAGUUAGACCAGUGAUGUCCUCCUGAUGCAGUGUCUAUACUUUAGUGCUGUGUGUGGUCAUUUUAAUAAAACAUAUAUCUUCCCUCA
Epinephelus moara (kelp grouper) is the source of this 1104-nucleotide messenger RNA. Its product is annotated as complement factor H-like. The record is from RefSeq and is a predicted model, not a curated record. The annotation marks the transcript as partial. The transcript has 5 exons. Lineage: Eukaryota; Metazoa; Chordata; Actinopteri; Perciformes; Serranidae.